Molecule: messenger RNA, 405 nt
Organism: Ziziphus jujuba (common jujube)
Lineage: Eukaryota; Viridiplantae; Streptophyta; Magnoliopsida; Rosales; Rhamnaceae
Exons: 1
Coding region: 1-405 (134 amino acids)
Source: RefSeq, a predicted model, not a curated record
AUGAAGAUAUUUAGAUUAAAGCAAUGGAUGAAGAAAUUGCAACAAGUGAAAAAAAAUGAUACAUGGAAACUAGUGGAUCUACCUGAAGGCAAAGAUGUUAUUGGACUCAAAUGGAUCUACAAACCCAAGUACAAAGAAGAUGGAACAAUUCUAAAGUACAAAGUACGGCUAGUAGCCAAAGGUUAUUCGCAACAGCCAGAAAUCAACUUCAACAAGACAUUCGCACCAGUUGCUCGAAUGGAAAUUGUUAGAACAGUCCUCGCAUUAGCUACUCAAAUGGAGGCACCCUUUAUCAACUGGAUGUCAAAUCUGCCUUCCUUAAUGGAGAACUCAAAUAGGAAGUAUAUGUGGAACAACCUUUGGGCUACACCAUCAAAGAAAAAGAAAACAAAGUCUUACAAUUAA